Molecule: messenger RNA, 2564 nt
Organism: Cryptomeria japonica (Japanese cedar)
Lineage: Eukaryota; Viridiplantae; Streptophyta; Pinopsida; Cupressales; Cupressaceae
Product: aldehyde dehydrogenase 22A1
Exons: 14
Coding region: 272-2071 (599 amino acids)
Molecular function (GO): aldehyde dehydrogenase (NAD+) activity
Source: RefSeq, a predicted model, not a curated record
CUGUCUAGUAAGGCCGACCCACAAAUUAAUUUACGCAAAAGGUAAAACAAGCGACUUUGAAAAGAUAUUCGUUAAAAUCCUACAGAAAAUGUUUUCAAAACAAACAUUAUUAUAAUCCUCUUUGCGUGGGUUUCGAGUUUGGGGCGAAUUUUUUUCUACCCGCUCCCCCUUCUAGUUUCCUAAUUUUUUCAGUUCACACAGGGAAGGUAUUCAUCAAUACGCAAUGUCAUAAGACCGAUUCUCGCUAAACAUAAUUUUAUGUUUAAAUCAUAUGGAGCUGUGGUGGUUUGCGCUGGUUAUUUGCUGUGCAUUUGCAUUGUGCAAAUUCUUACUGAUGCUCAUUCCUCCUGUAGUGCCUGCAAUCGACGUAGACGCAUCUGACGUGCUGGAUGAUGGGAGCCAAACAAAGGAAGAAGGCUAUAUUUAUAUUCCAACAAAGGGGAAAGGAGUACAAGCAGACAGAGUCAAAUGCUAUGAACCCGCUACAAUGAAAUAUCUUGGAUAUUUUCCGGCAUUGACCUCAGAUGAGGUCAGGGGACAUGUCAGGCAAGCAAGAGAGGCUCAAAAGGUGUGGGCAAAAAGUAGUUUCAAGCAACGAAGACAGUUGCUGCGCAUCUUUCUGAGAUAUAUUAUUGAACACCAAGAACUUAUUUGCGAGAUAUCGGCUAGAGAUACAGGUAAGACACUAGUAGAUGCUUCCUUGGGAGAGAUAAUGGCAACAUGUGAGAAGAUAACCUGGCUACUAAAUGAGGGUGAGCGCUGGCUGAAACCAGAGUACAGGUCUUCUGGAAGGUCGAUGCUCCACAAAUCUGCAAGAGUAGAGUUCCAUCCAUUUGGAGUCAUUGGUGCAAUUGUUCCUUGGAACUAUCCUUUUCACAACAUCUUUAACCCCAUGUUAGCUGCUGUUUUCUCUGGGAAUGCUAUUGUGAUCAAGGUCUCAGAGCAUGCAAGCUGGUCUGGCUGCUUCUAUUUUCGGAUUGUUCAAGCAGCACUUUUGGCAGCAGGAGCACCUGCAGAUCUGGUUCAUGUGAUUACAGGUUUUGGUGAGACUGGAGAAGCACUUGUCUCUUCUGUUGAUAAAGUAAUUUUUGUUGGAUCCACAGGUGUUGGGAAGAUGGUCAUGAUGAAUGCAUCAAAGACGUUGACACCAGUUACUCUGGAACUUGGUGGAAAAGAUGCAUUCAUUGUUUGUGAUGAUGUUGAUGCUCCUCAUGUCGCACAAAUAGCUGUCCGAGCUGCUUUACAAUCAAGUGGACAGAACUGUGCUGGUGCUGAGAGGUUCUAUGUACACCAAGAUGUCUAUGAAUCUUUUGUGGCUCAAGUAAUCAAGAUCAUAAAGUCUGUGCGUGUGGGGCCUCCUUUAGUUGGAACUGCAAGGUAUGAUAUGGGAGCAAUCUGUUUACCAGAGCAUGCCGAUAGACUCCAACUUCUUGUAAAUGAUGCUUUGGAUAAAGGUGCUGAGAUAGCAGUUAGAGGAAAGUUGUUUUUUGGAAGUUUGGGAAGUGACGUAGUGGGUCAAUUCUACCCACCUACGGUUUUACUUAAUGUGAAUCAUUCAAUGCGGCUUAUGCAAGAAGAGAUAUUUGGGCCAAUAAUUGCAAUUAUGAAGUUCAGCUCUGAUGAGGAGGCCAUAUCAUUGGCUAAUGAUACAAACUUUGGUCUUGGUUGUGCUGUAUUUUCUGGAAGUCAGCGCCGAGCAAGAGCAAUAGCAUCGAGGAUAUAUUGUGGAUUUUCUGCAAUCAAUGACUUUGCUUCAAACUAUAUGUGCCAGUCUUUGCCAUUUGGUGGAGUAAAGAACAGUGGAUUUGGAAGGUUUGCUGGGGUUGAAGGUCUUCGUGCAUGUUGUCUCGCAAAAUCAGUUGUGGAGGAUAGGUGGUGGCCAUACAUUAAGACCAAGAUUCCAAAGCCACUGCAGUAUCCUGUUGCAGAAAAUGCUUUCGAGUUUCAGGAGGCUCUUGUUGAAUUACUAUAUGGUUUAAGCAUUUGGGACAGGCUUAGAGGACUGACCAAUGUGAUCAAAUUUUUAACUGAACCAAAUAUUCCAGUUGCAACAACUGCAAAGAAUCUAUAAAGUAGUUAUAGAGUAACGGAACAUUUGUGCUGUUGGUCGAAUUUUGUUGAAAAACAAUUUCUAGGAGUGCUUCAAUACUGUUGGUUUGCUACCAUCUUUUAAAAAUGUGUAAAAGAUUCAGUUACUAGGAGUUGUUUCACGAAGGGAUUGGUUCUCCCAAGAGGUGUUCUUUCACUUCAAAGUAAUGGUCUAAAUACUGAAUGUUAUGCUCAUGUUUGAUCGAAGACAAUAGAAAUAUAACGAGUUUUUAAUGCAAGGGAUUAUUUUUUCUAAGAGGAGUAUUCAUUCCCUUUGAAGUAGCAUUAUAGAGACUGAACGCUAUUCGUGAUGAACAGAAAUGAGAACUUGUAAUUGUAAAAAAUGAAUGGUGUCAUGGAAUACCAGAGCCAAACUAAAGUUGGUGACAUUACUUUUUACAAGGGCUUUAUAAACUGAUUCCAUUUUGUGCAUGUCAAAAUCAAUAUAUUGGGAGAUCGUGGCUCAGGUUAUUCAA